Molecule: messenger RNA, 960 nt
Organism: Pteropus alecto (black flying fox)
Lineage: Eukaryota; Metazoa; Chordata; Mammalia; Chiroptera; Pteropodidae
Product: putative olfactory receptor 56B2
Exons: 1
Coding region: 1-960 (319 amino acids)
Biological process (GO): G protein-coupled receptor signaling pathway
Cellular component (GO): membrane
Molecular function (GO): G protein-coupled receptor activity; olfactory receptor activity
Source: RefSeq, a predicted model, not a curated record
AUGUUCCAGACUCUCAGAGAUUCCAACAUCUCUGCGUUCCAGGUUUCUGAGUUCAUUCUGAUGGGAUUUCCAGGCAUUCACAGCUGGCAGCACUGGCUCUCCCUGCCCCUGGCUCUGCUCUACCUCUUAGCUCUCAGUGCCAACAUCUUUAUCCUGAUCAUCAUCAAUCAAGAGGUGACACUGCAUCAGCCUAUGUACUAUUUCCUGGGCAUACUAGCUGUGGUAGAUAUGGGUCUGGCUACCACCAUCAUGCCCAAGAUUUUGGCCAUCUUAUUGUUCAGUGCUAAAGCCAUCAGUCUCCCUGCGUGCUUUGCUCAGAUGUAUGUUAUACAUUGUUUCGUGGGCAUGGAAUCAGGUAUCUUUGCUUGCAUGGCUAUAGAUAGAUAUGUAGCCAUUUGUCAACCACUACGUUAUCCAUCAAUAAUUACUGAAUCUUUUGUAGUCAAAACAACUGUGUUCAUGACACUCAGAAAUACCUUAACUAUUAUCCCCAUUCCUGUGUUGGCUGCUCAAAGAUACUACUGCGCACAGAACCAAAUUGAGCAUUGUUUGUGCUCUAAUCUUGGAGUCACUAGUCUAUCCUGUGAUGACAGGACAAUAAACAGCAUCUACCAACUACUCCUGGCCUGGUUACUCAUGGGAAGUGACCUGGGUUUGAUUAUUUUAUCAUAUAUUUUGAUACUUCACUCUGUGCUGAAGCUGAACUCAGCAGAAGCUACAUCCAAGGCUUUAAGUACCUGCACAUCCCACCUCAUUUUAAUCCUAUUCUUCUAUACAGUUGUCGUCGUUAUUUCUAUCACUCAUAGUGCAGUAAUGACAGUUCCCAUCAUUCCAGUUCUUCUCAAUGUGCUACACAAUGUCAUUCCUCCAGCCCUCAACCCAAUGGUAUAUGCACUCAAGAACAAGGAGCUCAGGCAGGGCUUAUAUAAGGUUCUUAAGCUAGACAUCAACAGAAACUAA